Drosophila grimshawi is the source of this 3797-nucleotide messenger RNA. It is a transcript of the gene PCB, whose product is annotated as pyruvate carboxylase, mitochondrial. The transcript has 7 exons. The record is from RefSeq and is a predicted model, not a curated record. Lineage: Eukaryota; Metazoa; Arthropoda; Insecta; Diptera; Drosophilidae. Gene Ontology annotation, biological process: pyruvate metabolic process; gluconeogenesis. Gene Ontology annotation, molecular function: ATP binding; pyruvate carboxylase activity; metal ion binding. Gene Ontology annotation, cellular component: cytoplasm. Bases 69 to 3659 code for a protein of 1196 amino acids.
UCUUUUUUAAAUUGUAUGCGUUGCAAAUAAGGUAACAGUGAAUAAGCUAAGACGACCCAAGUGCGACAAUGUUCGCAACAGAUUCUCCAACCUUGAAGACCCUGCGGAACGCCCUGCCCCGUGUAAAUCUGUACUUUGUCUAUAAAAAUGGCUACUCCAAAGAAGUCAAAAACAAGCCGAUACGAACGUUACUGGUGGCAAAUCGAGGCGAGAUAGCGAUACGUAUAUUCCGGGCCUGCACCGAGCUCGGAAUCAAGUCGGUAGCCAUUUACUCGGAGCAGGAUAAAAUGCAUAUGCAUCGGCAAAAGGCCGACGAGUCGUAUCUGGUGGGCAAAGGCCUGGCUCCAGUGGAAGCGUACUUAAACAUUCCCGAGAUCAUACGAAUCUGUAAGGAGCACGAUGUUGAUGCAGUGCAUCCGGGCUAUGGCUUUCUCUCAGAGCGCAGCGAUUUCGCCCAAGCCGUUAUUGAUGCUGGCCUCGUAUUCAUUGGCCCAUCGCCGAAGGUGGUGGCAAACAUGGGUGACAAGAUGGCUGCCCGAAAAGCGGCCAUCGAGGCUGGUGUACCCGUUGUGCCCGGCACAGAUGGACCAGUUACAACCACAGAGGAAGCACUCGCCUUCUGUGACAAGCACGAACUGCCGGUCAUCUUUAAGGCAGCUUACGGCGGAGGUGGUCGUGGCAUGCGAGUGGUUAGGAAAAAGGACGAAAUCGAGGAGAACUUUAAUCGGGCCUCUUCCGAGGCGAAGGCAGCCUUUGGCAACGGUGCGAUCUUCAUAGAGAAAUACAUCGAUCGACCCCGUCACAUUGAGGUUCAACUGUUGGGUGACAAGGCCGGCAAUAUUGUGCAUUUAUAUGAACGCGACUGUUCCAUCCAGCGCCGUCAUCAGAAGGUUGUGGAAAUUGCCCCAGCUCCACGCCUCCCCGUCGAGGUUAGAGACAAGAUGACUGAGGCGGCCGUAAAACUGGGCAAGCACGUCGGAUAUGAGAAUGCCGGCACUGUUGAGUACGUUUGCGAUGAAUCUGGAGGAUUCUACUUCAUUGAAGUGAACGCUCGAUUGCAAGUAGAGCAUACCGUGACAGAGGAGAUCACCGGCAUCGAUCUAGUACAGUCUCAAAUCAAAAUUGCGGAAGGAAAGACCCUGGAGGAAUUGGGACUCGCCCAGGAAAAGAUUGUAACACUUGGCUAUGCCAUACAGUGUCGGGUAACGACAGAGGAUCCGGCAGCCGAUUUCCAGCCCAGCACGGGACGCAUUGAAGUAUUCCGGUCGGGUGAAGGUAUGGGUAUACGUCUGGACAGCGCUUCGACCUUUGCCGGCGCCAUCGUCUCACCCUACUAUGACUCUCUCCUGGUCAAGGUGAUAUCCCAUUCCAGAGAUAUGCCAAGCUCAGUCGCUAAAAUGAAACGAGCACUGCGUGAAUUCCGUAUCCGAGGUCUGAAGACGAAUAUUCCGUUCCUCCUCAAUGUGCUCGACAACAAGAGGUUCCUGCAUGGUGUACUAGAUACUCAUUUCAUUGAUGAGCAUCCGGAACUCUUCAAAUAUCAGCCCUCGCGAAAUCGAGCCCAGAAAUUACUAAACUACCUAGGCGAGGUGUUGGUCAAUGGAGCCCAAACUCCAUUGGGCACAACGUUAGCACCUGCCGAUAUAAAUCCGCAUGUGCCCGAAAUUCCAAUAGAUCUUACCAAAAAAUCGAUAGAUCGAGAAAAAGAUGGUGGGCCAAAAGUGACGGCACCGCCGGAAGGAUUGCGCAACUUUCUCGUUUGUGAAGGACCCGCGGCGUUUGCCAAGGAGGUGCGAUCGCGAAAGAAUCUAAUGCUGAUGGACACCACUUUCCGCGAUGCACAUCAGUCAUUGCUGGCGACUCGAGUACGCACCCAUGAUCUGCUGAAGAUAUCACCGUAUGUGGCGCACAAGUUCCACAAUCUAUACUCCCUGGAGAACUGGGGUGGUGCCACUUUUGAUGUGGCUCUUCGUUUCCUGCACGAGUGCCCAUGGGAACGUUUGGAGAAUAUGCGCAAACUGAUUCCCAAUAUACCAUUCCAAAUGUUGUUGCGUGGCGCCAAUGCUGUUGGCUACACCAGCUAUCCGGACAAUGUGGUCUACAAGUUCUGCGAACUGGCGGUGAAAAGUGGCAUGGAUAUCUUUCGAGUAUUUGACUCACUCAACUAUUUGCCAAACUUGAUUCUCGGCAUGGAGGCAGCGGGUAAAGCUGGUGGAGUCGUCGAAGCGGCCAUCUCCUACACGGGUGAUGUGAGUGACCCCAAACGCACUAAGUACAAUCUUAAGUAUUAUAUCGAAUUGGCCGAUGAGUUGGUAAAGGUUGGCACCCAUAUCCUCUGCAUCAAAGACAUGGCGGGUCUGCUGAAACCAGAGGCAGCAAGGAUGCUGGUUUGUGCCAUCCGAGAGAAGCAUCCCGAUGUCCCAAUUCAUGUUCACACACACGACACAUCGGGUGCCGGUGUUGCUGCUAUGCUGGCUGCCGCACAAGCCGGAGCAGAUAUUGUCGACGUGGCCGUAGACUCCAUGUCCGGAUUGACGUCGCAACCAAGCAUGGGUGCCGUGGUUGCCUCACUGCAGGGCACUCCCUUGGACACAGGAAUAGUUUUGGCGGACGUCUCCGCAUAUUCGGCAUACUGGGAACAGACUCGCACCCUUUACGGACCAUUCGAAUGCACGACCACGAUGCGAACGGGCAAUGCGGAUGUCUAUUCGAACGAGAUACCCGGUGGCCAAUAUACCAAUUUGCAAUUCCAAUCGUUCUCUUUGGGCCUCGGCGACAUGUUCGAGGAUGUGAAGAAGGCCUACCGUGAGGCCAAUUUUCUGCUGGGUGAUAUUAUAAAGGUCACCCCGUCGUCCAAAGUUGUUGGUGACCUGGCCCAGUUUAUGGUACAAAAUAAGCUCAGUGGUGAAGAGGUGGUGAAAAGAGCGUCGGAGCUGUCGUUUCCCCAAUCCGUAAUUGAGUACCUUCAGGGCUAUAUGGGAAUUCCAUACGGUGGCUUUCCCGAACCAUUCCGUUCCGAUAUUCUAAAGGAUAUGCCACGCAUUGAUGAGCGACCAGGUGCUAAUCUAAAGGCACUGGAUUUUGACAAACUGGCGGAGGAACUCACGAAAACCUUUGGAAAAAUCAGUGAAAGAGAUGUCAUGUCGUCCGCUCUUUAUCCGCAAGUGACCACACAUUAUAUGAAUCACCGUGAUAAAUUCGGUCCAGUUGAUAAACUGGACACACGCAUAUUCCUUACCGGGCCCAAGAUAGGCGAAGAGUUCGAUGUAACCCUGGAGAAAGGCAAGACCCUAAGUAUUAGGGCCCUAGCUGUGACCGAUGAUCUCAAAGGAAAUGGCAGACGCGAGGUGUUCUUCGAAAUGAACGGCCAACUGCGCUCCGUUCUCAUUCCAGAUAAAGAGGCCAUGAAGAAAAUCCAUAUACAUCCUAAAGCGAAUAAGGCAGUGAAAGGUGAAGUGGGCUCGCCGAUGCCGGGCAAUGUGGUCGACAUACGCGUCAAGGAAGGCGACAAGGUUGAAAAGGGUCAGCCCCUAGUCGUUUUGUCGGCCAUGAAAAUGGAGAUGGUUGUUCAGUCGCCAAGUGCGGGCAUCGUCAAGAAAUUGGCGGUCACAAAAGACAUGAAAUUAGAGGGUGAUGAUCUGAUUCUGAUCCUUGAAUGAGCAAACACUAGGAAUUCCCAAAAUCAUUUUAUCCAGUUGCACAAACAAUUAGGAAAUUUUCAUAUUUCAAAUGCAAUUCGAGCACAAUUGUAUAUGCAUCCUUGUAUUCAUCAAAAUAUCAGAAUCAUAAUUAUUUUA